Diachasmimorpha longicaudata is the source of this 3216-nucleotide messenger RNA. It is a transcript of the gene Nrk, whose product is annotated as tyrosine-protein kinase transmembrane receptor Ror2. The record is from RefSeq and is a predicted model, not a curated record. NCBI's taxonomy places the organism in Eukaryota, Metazoa, Arthropoda, Insecta, Hymenoptera, Braconidae. Gene Ontology annotation, cellular component: signaling receptor complex; plasma membrane. Gene Ontology annotation, biological process: multicellular organism development; cell surface receptor protein tyrosine kinase signaling pathway; positive regulation of kinase activity. The coding region runs from base 298 to 2262 and encodes 654 amino acids. Gene Ontology annotation, molecular function: transmembrane receptor protein tyrosine kinase activity; Wnt-protein binding; ATP binding. The transcript has a single exon.
CCCCGAAAAGCUCCCCUAACCCCCAGUUGGCGUCCCCAUGCUCACAAACUGCCAAUGAACCAAGGAAAAUAAUUUCACGUACAACAAAACAAUAAUUUCCAUAAUAAAACUCCUCAAUUAACUCUCAAACAUUAAAAAAAUGUGUGGACCAGUGAGAGAUUGUUUUACAUUGUGUCAACAGUGUUUCAAGUGGUGAAAUGUGAAUUAUGAGAUAAUGAACAUGACGAGGUGAAGCAACAGGCCAACAAUGAAUCAAUAAUUUGAUUUAAAAACAUCCAGCGAGUGAGAGACAGCGUCAUGACGAGGGUAAAUACUAUUUUUAUCAGAAUCCUUUGGACACUCGUGUUUAUCAUCAACAUAAUCAGCAUCGAGAGCUCCCAAACUGUUGAAUCACAAGGGUACUGUGCUCCCUACAAUGGAAAGAUUUGUCGAAAAUAUUUAACAGGAAUCGGUAAAGUAUGGUUCAACGAUUCAGCCGACAAUCCUGGGGGUUUUCUCAACGAGGAGAUAACCACAGACCUCUGGGAGGAGUUAAUCUCCAAGCUGAAGGAGCCCUGUCGUUCAGCAGCUGAGAAAAUGCUCUGUGUUUAUGCAUUUCCCAUGUGUUAUAAGUCAGAGAGGCUGCCCCUUUGCUACGAAGACUGUCAGGCAAUAAGACACGAGUUUUGCUUCAACGAUUGGGCCCUCAUCGAGGACAAUAAGCAAAGGGAUAUUUACAUACGAUCUCGGGGGCACUUUCGACUCCCAGAUUGCGAUGUCCUGCCAAAACUGAAGAAGGGAGUAACCACCUGCUCGCACAUACACCUCACUGACAUGAAUCAGGACCUGGUGACGUACGACUGCAUCAGGGACAACGGCAGGUUCUACAUGGGGAGUAUGAAUCGCUCCAAGAGUGGCCUGGACUGUCAACCUUGGGAUGUACAGCAGCCCCACUUCCAUAACAAACCUCCAAAUGUAUUCCCCCAGAUUCGAUAUGGAAAGAACUUCUGUAGGAAUGCUGGGGGCGAUGAGCUAGCGCCCUGGUGCUUCACCAUGAACCCCGAGGUGCGCUGGGAACACUGCGACAUCCCAGUGUGUGAGAAUCAGACCCGAGUGAAUCCAGAAAUAAAAGCAGACUCCAACGAGAUUAUGAUGGAGAGCCUUUUCACUCCUGGAUUCACACUGACAUUAUCAGCUCUGGGUUUUGUCCUUAUUUUCGGUUCACUCGUGUCCCUCUUCCUCACCCAGAGGCUCAAGAAACAACGAAGCAAUGGCUACUGCAACGCACCGAAUCCAGACGUCAAUAUCGACCUGGAUAAGCUACCGAAUAACGAUGCAUACCACAGGACUGGUGCCCAGCUGAAUCCCAAACUGGAGAAGCUGGAGUUCCCUCGUAACAACAUUAUUUAUGUCAGGGAUUUGGGACAGGGCGCCUUCGGGCGAGUCUUCCAGGCGAAGGCCCCAGGGCUUAUACCCAAUGAGGAGUUUACGAACGUCGCUGUCAAGAUGCUGAAGGACGAGGCCUCCCAGGAUCUCCUCGUCGACUUCGAGAGGGAAGCCUGUCUUCUCGCUGAAUUCGAUCAUCCGAACAUCGUCAAGCUGCUGGGAGUUUGCGCCCUGGGGAGGCCCAUGUGCCUUCUCUUCGAGUAUAUGGGGAGGGGAGACCUCAACGAAUUUCUGAGGAGCUGCUCACCCUCUAAUGGAUACAAAUUCAAUGACAACGAUGACUCCAGGCUCUCUCACAUGGAUCUAAUUAACAUCGCUAUUCAGGUGGCUUCAGGAAUGGUUUAUUUAUCGGAUAGAAAAUUCGUGCAUCGAGAUUUGGCCACCAGGAACUGCCUCAUCAACGAUCAAAUGGUCGUGAAGAUAGCAGACUUUGGUUUGUCCCAGAAAAUAUACCUUCAGGAUUACUACAAAGGGGAUGACCAGGAUGCCAUUCCCGUCAGGUGGAUGCCCCUUGAGAGCAUCCUCUAUAAUAAAUACACGAUCGAGUCUGAUGUCUGGGCCUUCGCCGUUUGCCUCUGGGAGAUCUUCAGCUUUGCUCUGCAGCCGUAUUACGGCAUGACUCACGAGGAAGUCGUCAAGUACAUCAAGGAGGGAAACGUUCUCCAGUGUCCGGACAACACACCGCCUCAGGUUUACGAUCUUAUGAAGGUCUGCUGGAAUAGGAGGCCAGCGGACAGACCCCCUUUCCGGGUCAUUCACGAGACACUGGAGAAAAUCAAGGUGGGACUCGAAGCGGAGAACAAAUCUGAGAGCAUUGCGUUGAGGAUCCACGUUUGAUACAGUAUUAUUUUUGGGAAUAUUCGGGGGGUUGCUGGGCGAUUAUUUUAAUGAAGGAAACAAGAAACGUUUGCGUUGAUAAAGUAAAUUAAUUCGUUAAUUUUUUAUUGUUUUAAAAUAAGAUUUGUGUCUAAUAUUUUUCACAGUCAACACUAAGACUUCUCUGGCAAAACCCCAAUUAUGAAUGAAUUGAGACUGGUGUCAAUAAAGGUACAUCUUUUGUAAUCAUUUACAUGUUUUUAUUCUCUUUUGACAGAGGAACUGAUACAAUGAUACUCAUACAAGGAUAAUAAUCAAAAACCUCACGUGAUCGCUGAAUUUGUAUUUAUUCUGUUUCUCAUAGAAUAUUAUUAUUCCCUCAUUUUUUUCUACGUCGUCUAAGUAUAUCUUUCUUUAAACUAGUAUUUCUCUGAAGAAAACAAUGUGUAUUUGUUCUUUGCAUAAGAAUUAGUCUGUUUGUUUACUCUUGAGUAAUACAAUUUUUCAUUGUUCUAAAUAAUGUAUGUAUAAUGUACGUCAGAAUGAAAGGAAAAGUUUAUGGCUAUGAAUUAUAAAUGCAAAUGCGUUUUCAAUACAACGUGCUCUAGUUCAGAUUUUUAUGUAUAUAUAAUUAUCGUUGGUGUUUCAUUUUAUCAUUUAAUACAUUACCAACAAAAUUUAACAAUUGUAAAGUUCAUAACAUAAUUUUUAAAACACAAAAAUACGUCUCAUUUUCAACUAACAAGGUAUUACUAAAUAUAGCGAAGGGGCCUAGUGUACAAUAGGCCGAAUACCUUUUGCAGAUCAUUGUUUAUGUUUUUUUUUAAAGAUAUAACGAUCCGAAAAAUAAAAAUAAUGGCAUUCGCGACUGGGAAUGAAUGACUUAUUGUAUAAAUAAAAGCUAUGGAAAUGGAAUUCUUUCAGGAACAUUAAGUAUAUACAAUUGAACAAAAAUAAAUUGAUUUUGUUUUUCAA